UAUGCCGAUUUUAUUGGAGCUACAUCAUUUGUCAAUAUGUUAACCACGCAAGAAUAAGCCUGUAUUAAUAAUAAAUAAUAAUAAUACAUUUAUUUAUAAAGCGCUUUAAAUCAAAGUGCUGUACAAAGCAAUACAGUUAAAUACAGGGAAAACAUACAGAGAAAAACAGCAACAACCAUGACUUUAUAUUUAUUAAUUAAAUAGCAUCAGUGGCCAUUUACAAACUUAAAAGACGUCCGGGGUCUUGAAAAAUACUGAAAGUAGCCAACAGGUAGACCCACUAGUCUUUUUUUUAUUAAUGCAGGGGUAGGCUGUUAAAUUGUAUCUUAUGACGGACAAACACUAUUUAUGUUAUCCCCUCUUUCAUUGACUGGUUUUACAGCCUGUUACUGUGAAUGAAAUAUUGAGUGUGAUAACCAGCUGCUGUAGUUCCCGCUCAAAGACGACAGCAGUAGGCUAAUGAGUGGAUGUGAAAUGUGACGUCGCCUACGUAAUGCAGUUUGGUUGCGACCGACCUGUAGGGUCCACACCUCGUCUCCGAAAUCCGACCUGACCUUGACACAAACCCUGGGAGUUUUUCGAGCGGAGGGAGGGCGAUGUAGCCACAGGGGGGAGGCGGGAGAGGACCGAGGAGGAGGAGGAGGAGAGAGGUGAGUGGACGCAGUUAUGCCAACAAGCCGAUUAUUGAAGGCUACUGAGCCCUGGCUGUCAAUGUCCGUCCGUCCUGCAUGGUCAACCAGACACGGAGAGCAGAGGAACACUGAACCUGAAGUUUUUAUUUCUGCAUCAAGUAGACUUCGUUCAUCACAGGACACACAGGAAAGUACUUUUUUUUUUUUUAAAGAGUCUUCAACUUUUUGGGGUUUACAUUGAGGAUACUCGUGCGUGGAGAAAACAUUGUUUUCAGAAGAUUUUGAGACUUGCAAUGAUACCAAAGAGGGCAAAAGGUACUUUUUUCAUUGCAGUGGUGUCACAUUUUGUUUAUAGACUGUCUGGAGUCACACAGUGUUAUCAACAUGCCUAACAGUGUGUCAGGAUAGCAAAAAGUAUAGGCUACUUCUGUCAUUGGUAGCCUACAUGUUAUUGCUGCUACACAGCAUUUCAUUUAGUAUCAUGCCUACAGGCUUAUCAGUAGAUGUAUUUCUUUUAAAACAGAAGUCAACAUCAGCAAUGCAUUAAAUGGCAAUGGUAGCUACUGGAAACGUUGUCUGCCAGUGAACUUUAGGAUCAGGACCCUAACAGCCAAGAAACAAGGGACAGUAAAUCCUUCGUUCUGAAGUGCAAGGUGUAAAAAUGACAAGUCCCACUAGGAGUGUUAAAGACCAGAAACGCUUCAGCGACAGCCCGACCCACAAGUCAGAGACAUCCAGGUACCGCAGUUGGAGCAACUGGAGCUUCUCAAGAUGGAGAAGCGGCUCCCAGAGGACGAGCCCCCCUGGUACCCCCUCCCCAAAAGCAGACAAGAAAAGCGAUGUGAGCAAAACGCUCUUCUCCUUGGUCAAGACUCACAAUGACGACUACACGGCCGAUCCUGAUGGCCUGCUGAACACCAACGAUGAGCCUGAUGGAGGCGGCGAUGAUGACAUGGCGGAGGACCAGUCCACCUACUUCCAGAGGCACUUUGGAUCAUUGCUGCAACCCGGGGUCAACAAGUUCUCCUUGCGCAUGUUUGGCAGUCAUAAGGGUGUUGCUGCUGAGCAGGCCAGGGUCAAGAGCUUUGGAGUGUGUAUCAUCCACCCUUACAGUGACUUCAGGUUUUACUGGGACAUUGUGAUGCUCCUGCUAAUGAUGAGUAAUCUGGUCAUCUUGCCAUGGGGGAUCACUUUCUUUGAGGACCAGAACACCUGGCCUUGGAUUACCUUUAACGUCCUGUCUGACACUCUAUUUCUCAUGGAUCUGGUUCUCAAUUUCCGCACGGGAAUCCCGGGAGAGGACAGCCACAUCAUCCUGGACCCAAACGAGAUCCGCAAGCAUUACCUCCGCACCUGGUUCCUGGUGGACUUUAUCUCCUCCAUUCCCGUUGACUACAUCUUCCUCAUCGUUGACCUGGAAGCCCGGCAGGAGUCGUCUGACGUGUACCGCACUGCCCGCGCCCUCCGCAUCGUGCGCUUCACCAAAAUCCUCAGUUUGCUCCGUCUUUUGCGACUGUCCCGCCUCAUCCGCUACAUCCACCAGUGGGAAGAGAUUUUUCACAUGACCUACGAUCUGGCCAGUGCUGUCGUGCGUAUAGUGAACUUGAUCGGCAUGAUGCUGCUGUUGUGCCACUGGGACGGCUGUCUGACCUUCAUGGUGCCUAUGCUGCAAGACUUCCCCCCAGACUGCUGGGUAUCCAAAAACAAUAUGGUGAACGAUACAUGGCACAUCCAGUACUCCUACGCCCUCUUUAUGGCUAUGAGUCACAUGCUGUGUAUAGGGUACGGAGCCCACCCGCCAGAGGGCAUGACGGAUGUUUGGCUCACCAUGAUCAGCAUGGUGGUGGGGGCCACCUGCUACGCCAUGUUCCUUGGUCAUGCCACUACCCUGGUGCAGUCUUUAGACGCAUCACACCGGCAGUAUCAAGAGAAGUAUAAGCAAGUGGAGCAGUACAUGUCGUUCCAUAAACUGCCAGCGGACGUGAGGCAGAGGAUCCACGAUUAUUAUGAGCAGCGAUUCCAGGGGAAGAUGUUCGACGAGGACAGCAUCCUCGGAGAGCUCAGUGAUCCUCUCAAGGAGGAGAUCGUCAGCUUUAACUGCCGUGGUCUGGUAGCCAACAUGCCGCUGUUCGCCAACACCGAUCCUCAUUUUGUAACAGUGAUCCUGACCAAGCUGCGUUUCGAGGUUUUUCAACCCGGGGACUUGAUAAUACGAGAAGGCACGCUCGGUCGGAAAAUGUAUUUCAUCCAGCAUGGCGCCGUUACCGUCAUCCCUCGUGGCAACAGGGAGAUAACACUCAACGAUGGAGCAUAUUUUGGGGAGAUCUGCUUGCUGACCCAAGGACGACGGACAGCCACCGUGAAGGCUGACACCUACUGCCGCCUUUACUCCCUGAGCGUGGACAGUUUCAACGAGGUCCUGGAGGAGCAUCCUCUCAUGAGGCAAGCCUUUGAGAGUGUGGCUGUGGACAGACUGGGCCGAGGCACUCGCAAAUCCAGUCAUCAGUCUCAAGCCGAUGAGUGACCUCAUCAGAACCCACAGAGACAAACUCCAGACAGAUAUAUGGAGACUAUUUUCUACAAUUUGACUAAACGUGACCAUUUGAAGAAACCUUGAAUGUGAAUGUCACAUAUUGCUGGACAACCUGAUAGCACAUUAUGAGCACAUUAUUGCUGCACCUUGCUAGAAAUAGUGUUCCCUCAGUUCAGUUCUCUUUUAUUUUAAACUUAAUAAGCAAUCUGAUCUUCGUACGCUGUAAAUAUAAGUUCUGUUUUCUAAUGAACAAAUGGUUACCCCCCCACAACACACACAUACACACCACACAAAGUUUUCUGGUUUCCUGUAAAUGUAAGCAUCUUAAAUUGUUGGCUAUUCAUUUGCUUUUCAUCGAUGGCAGCUCAAGCUGAUUUGUACCUGCCUCUAAGCUUUCUGAUGCUACAGUUUUACCAUCCAUCACAUCAUCCAUAAGAGAUAUUAGAAGCCCAAAGUAGCACCAGCUGGUCAAUUUAUCACACAGCUGCGUGUAUGUAACUCUGCUUUAAAGGAUCCCUCAGGUCUAUAGGUCGAAUCAAACAAGGCUUUAACUCCAAUUUUCCCUGAUGAUAAGUUGCUGUGAUGUAUUAACUCACAGUGACAGAUUGUAAACAGUUAUUCAUGAAUUUGAAUUGAGAAAUGUAACUAUACUCCCACGUGGAGGUCUUUACAAUUAAGGAUACAAUAUUACAAGGUGUGAUUCUUUCCCCACACAUCUUUAUUUUUUAAUUGCACAUCAACCUAUUUUAACUUCUUUGUUUAUUUACAUUUAUUUUGCUUUUUAAAAUGUUAAUGAUAGUAAACCUUUAGUACGUUAAUAAACAGAUAUAAAGGAAUUAUUUACUGUAUUAAAAUCAAUCCCCUAUGGUUCACUUGAUUUGAUGUGAUUUUCCUGCUAUAAUGUCAUCUUUUUGGCAUUGAUACGUCCAAUAAUUAGAGUCACUGCUUAUUUUCUGCUUCAAAACAGGAUCUGAAAGGAGAUAACACUAAUAAGCUGAAUACCUGAUUGUUUGGUAAUAAAUAGAGAUACUGACUUUUAUAACAUUAUGUUUAAUCUUUAAGUCACCUACUCUUAUACAUUGAUUCCUUUGGUCAAAAUAUCGAUAUAUACCAUGUUUGUUUUUUAUUUUUGUAAAAUUAAGAGUAGAAAAAAGCCUGGUCUUACAACACCUCAUUUUACAGCAAUAUUUCUCUUUUAACAGAUGUUUGUUUUAUUUUAAACAGUGCUUACCCUAUCCUUUUUCAUUAUUUCAUUAUUUGAAUAUUCUGCUGAACAAUCGUCCUACUGCUAAUGCCAUGUAAAUAUAGAUAAUUCUGCCCUUUAAACAUAAAUAUGAAAAGAUAAUUUUUGCCUAUGUGUAUUUUUGUGUGUUUUACAAGGUCCUUGUUUUAUAUGUGUUUGAUGAGAAACCUACGCUGGUGAUUUUGUC
This is a messenger RNA of Labrus mixtus (cuckoo wrasse), 4595 nucleotides long. It is a transcript of the gene hcn3, whose product is annotated as hyperpolarization activated cyclic nucleotide-gated potassium channel 3. The transcript has 7 exons. The coding region runs from base 1294 to 3156 and encodes 620 amino acids. NCBI's taxonomy places the organism in Eukaryota, Metazoa, Chordata, Actinopteri, Labriformes, Labridae. The record is from RefSeq and is a predicted model, not a curated record. Gene Ontology annotation, molecular function: voltage-gated potassium channel activity. Gene Ontology annotation, cellular component: membrane. Gene Ontology annotation, biological process: transmembrane transport; potassium ion transport.